Messenger RNA from Hyposmocoma kahamanoa, 657 nucleotides. RefSeq lists its product as uncharacterized. Lineage: Eukaryota; Metazoa; Arthropoda; Insecta; Lepidoptera; Cosmopterigidae. The transcript is spliced from 3 exons. The record is from RefSeq and is a predicted model, not a curated record. Bases 142 to 657 code for a protein of 171 amino acids.
AGGUCAGAUAUGUAUUUCUAUAAGAGUCGUAUUCCCUCAUGUUUUAGUUUUGUGGUCGAGCCAUUUUAACAAUAAAUUGCAAUUUUAAAUCAAAGUGAAAUUAUAAAGUGAUGUCACAAAGCAUUUUUUACAAGUUGUGAGAUGAAGCUUCCUUUUAGUAUUUUAUUAGAUCCGAUACUAAGACCUUACUUGGGAAGAACCAGAGUAUUUUGUGAAAAUCCUACUUUUCUUUUUAGUAUUCCUUAUACAUAUUUCUAUUCAGUUAUUGGAUUUUUUAUAAGUGCAAACCAUUUGAGGCGGCACCUCGGUGAACAGCCUUCGCUGAAUACUCCCACGGAAGCAUUAGAUGAUUUGGAACAAGAUUUUAUGCUAGUACACGAUCUUAAAAUUAUAGCUACAUCCAUGGCUCUAGUGCAAUAUGCUUGCGUUUUAGCUGGAUGUUUUACGGAAAAUCCGGCACUCUUCUUACCACAUUUGGGAGGUCAGAUGAUUAUAGUUUUGGUAAAGUUAAUCAACAUUCUGCUAUUGUUAUCACGUAUCAACUUGAAGAGUUUAUGCAAACUCCGACGCAAAAUUCCAGCGGUGAUCUUAAUGACUUUCAAUUGGCUACAAGAAUUUUGUGUUUUUAGAAAGCACCUAUGCAUUUGUGAUUUGUGA